GUUUGUCUUCGAGUGGCCGACCUGAUACCCCCACCCUUGAAAAUACCAUCAUCAACUAGAAAGGAAGGCAGGUGCCUUGAACCCACUAGAGCUCGCUUCUUCCAUCACGCAUAUACAGACAGAUAGUUAGUUUUGAUUUACGAUCAUUGUUCGGUGUGCCUCGCCCUUCGAUCACUAGACUGCAAUGUUCCCACUGGAUUGCCUCAUCAACGCAGCUCGACGUCUUUGUCGGAGGAUUUAACCGAUACGCUGCUUCGGUGUGCCGAUCGCUUCCCUGCUCCGGAAAUGGUGGUGUGCUUUUCUUCGCCAGUGUGAUUCGAUUUCGAGUUCGGUUGGUCAAGCGGCAUCGGUUUUUCGCCUUGUCUGCGGGUUUGAUAGUUAGCCAUUUUGGUGGGUCACGGCGUCGAGGCGUGGAGUUUCUAGGUUGGCUUGGUUGGUACAAGGCAGUGUGCGGACCGGCAAGUUUACUUCCUUGCUGCCGUGGUCAGGGGUACUGAUGGUGAAGGAUUGAAGAGGGGCAGAUUGAGUAGGAGGCAAGAAAUGGUAUUUAGGCGGUUGCUGGAUUGUGGACCAUAUACGAGACUUCAGCAUAAUGACUUGUACGAGCACGAAGCACUAAGCUGUCUGCUACAAUCUAGGGUUGCUGGCACAUCUUUGAGGAAGGUGACCCUUCGCGGAUGUGACGAAGGGCCUCUAAAUUUAGGAAACUUGAGUUUCGGGAAGGGAGGAUCAAGCUGUGCAAAACAUUCCCUGUCUGUAUGUUCUCUGGACAGUAGAACAUCUCCGUGAAUAGGCACCAGGUGCAAAAUCGAUAGUAUGCGAGAGGGGGUGAUGCUAUAAUCUCAGGAUUACAAAACUGGACUUGCAGUGUCAUGAAGUUUCACUAAUUCAAACGUCUCGGAAAUCACAAGGGUAUAACGCCUUGUCAAGACGAUUAGUUUCACAGUAGCAGCUUAAGCCCAACGCAAAACUUUACUCUGUACAGACUCAUUCAAAAUGCCGGAUGUUUCAAAGGUAUUUCUUCAACACACGCGUGAUGUAGACGCUACUCUUUUACAGCAGAGUGUCGUAGGAUGGGCUUCCCGAUGCGUCUGCGGGGGCGUCAAAUCCGAAAUAUACGAGUGUUUGACUUGUCCCGGGAGCUCCGAAGCUGUGAAAGUAGGCUUGAAAUCUGGGUUGGAUGCAUCUACGUGGAAACUGGAAGCCAUUUCGGGGGUGCCAUCGUCUCAGUCCGGGGGUAUAGAGGAAAAGGACGGCGGAGCUACCCAUCGAGCUGCUAAAAACAGAGCCUCUACUAGAACAAUUGCCCAUGGUUCAGUUGUCAACGGAGGAGACUUAAGAAGGUCGCGUGAUUCAUCGCCAGAUCCUCCGAUCAAGCCUCAAAGAGGCAGGCCUCCAAAUGGGACAAAACCAUGGUAUCUCAACCGCUUCAAAGGGGUUCGGAAACGGAGAAAUGUCCGGGGCUUCCUGGUAGAAAUCCGUCCACCGCGGUGGAAGAAAACUAUAUGGCUAGGCACAUACAACACGGACGAGGAAGCGGCGGGGGCAUUUGACGCCGGGCUAUUCUAUACCAAAAAGAAGAUCAGGUACAACUUCCCGAUGCUCGCAAAAUCAUUCCCCCCACUACCUGAAGACCUGGCCCUCGAUCGUGAGGAGGACGCCGAGAAGAUCAAAGAGUUUGUCAAGGCACAAGCCGCUCAGGCGGCUGCCAAGAUCAAAAGCAUGAACAUCGUUUCCGAGACUACUGACAACUCAAGGUCUCCCAUCAACAUCUGCAACGAGGCAGAAAACAACUAUAAUGAUAGAGUUGUUGAAAACACCAGCCACAUUCCUUCAUGUCAGGAAUCUGCUCAGCCUGCUGAUCUCACGUCGCACGACUUCUGUGUGGACCAAUACGCACACAAUCUCCUGUGUGACCAACCUGAUUUCGAUCAGUAUGCCCUACAGGACAUGAUCCAUGACUACUUAAACUAUCAUCAGUUUACUCCGCUGGUGCCCUACGCACCCAUGCCUAGCUUUGGAGACGCUGUGACAGAUCUUAACGUCGGCGACAUGGCCGACCACGGAGUUAGCCGCAUGCUCCCCUCAAAUUUGGAUCUUGAUUCGGAGGACUACUGAGGGCGGCCGACCAUCACUUUAACACUGUAAAUACGAGAGAAAGUCCCUUACUUUACAUCAGAUGCACUUUCCAUGACACGACCAAGUUUCUCUUUCUCUCUCAACAUGUUUCCCAGUCGCAUCAGAGUAUCCUUUUCUAUGAUCUGACACUAACCCAUGAAUGCUGUAGGCACUGGUAGAAUUAUGAGGUCCUAAUGACACUGAAGAAUGAUAUCAAGAGCACUCAUUCUCUUUCGCUCUCAUUCUUCUGUAUCAUUUCCCCAUUGCCAUGAAUUGAACGGCACAAUAUCUUUCCCUGUUUCUUUCGUCCCUUGUUAUUUAGACACCAGCAUUUUCCUGUAGUCAGAAGUUGGUGACUGAUGCACAAUGAUGCGCUAUCCUUGUGCCGAGUAUGUAAUCGUUGUAAGUAGAAUGUGAGUCUAUCCGCUGCUGCUGCUACCACUUCAAGCUCCACGAUCAGUUCAAUCGUAAUCUGGGUUCUGCUAUGAUUGAUCAUAAUUGUGAUGAACUUGAUGGGAUCAUGAUCUGUUUCAA
This is a messenger RNA of Physcomitrium patens, 2652 nucleotides long. RefSeq lists its product as uncharacterized. Lineage: Eukaryota; Viridiplantae; Streptophyta; Bryopsida; Funariales; Funariaceae. Gene Ontology annotation, biological process: regulation of DNA-templated transcription. Gene Ontology annotation, molecular function: DNA-binding transcription factor activity; DNA binding. The record is from RefSeq and is a predicted model, not a curated record.